This is a messenger RNA of Penicillium hordei, 1011 nucleotides long. Its product is annotated as DUF3431 domain-containing protein. The transcript has 3 exons. Lineage: Eukaryota; Fungi; Ascomycota; Eurotiomycetes; Eurotiales; Aspergillaceae. Bases 1 to 1011 code for a protein of 336 amino acids. The record is from RefSeq and is a predicted model, not a curated record.
AUGAGGUGGUCCUCUUCCCCGCUUCGGGAUUGCGCGUCCCCCCACGAUGUCAGUGUUUCACGGUCGCGGGUCUUUAUUUACCUCGGUCUAGCUGUGACUUUACUGCUUCUGUCAUAUCAACUCAUUCUUGACCGAGGACCGGAUAUAGGCACAAGAUGGACGGCCAUUCAGGGUAUCGUUGUGGCCGGCGAUGAUGAUCGCUUCGUUCCCGAUUCUGUACAGCCAGCGGAGAAGGAGUUGGUUCUCGCCGCUAUGCAGGCUAGCAAUAUGUCCUGGGUGGAGGAGAAUCUGUCGGACUGGCAGGUGUCUAUCUAUCGUGCUGAUGCGAAACAUGAAGACGUUGGCUUGACCGUUCCCGUAAAUAAGGGAAAUGAGGCUAUGGUAUAUCUGACUUAUAUUAUUGAUCGUUAUUGGUCCCUUCCUGAAGUAUCGGUCUUCCUGCACGGCGGCCGCUACCAAUGGCAUGUCGAUAACCCGCUCUACGACUCAGUCAUCUCCAUCUCCCAUCUCAACCUCGACUUCGUCCAGGAGGCCGGUUAUGUGAAUCUGCGCUGCGCUUGGAGCGUCGGCUGCCCCACCGAACUGGAGCCCGCUCGCUAUCUCCGCGAAAGACCAGACGAUAAAGGACAUCCCACCGCGGUUGAGUAUCCCGAUCGGUUUAUGGAGUUGUUUCCGCGCGCGGAGGUCCCGGAGGUUGUCGGGACGCCGUGUUGUAGCCAGUUUGCUUUGUCCAAAACGAAGAUUCAUGAGCAGAGUCUUGAGCAUUAUGUUCGUUUGCAGCGGUGGUUGAUGGACACGGAUUUAGAAGCGGGCAUCAGUGGGCGUAUUCUGGAGUAUUCAUGGCAUAUGAUCUUCGGAAAACCGGCUCAGUAUUGUCUCGACCAACGUGAAUGUUAUUGCCAGACAUACGGAUAUUGUAAUAUGACGGAUAGCGACAUUCAGAACCAGUGGGUAUGGCGCGGGUUACAGCUGCCAAAAGGAUGGCCAGAACAGAGCGAAUCUGCGGAAUAG